Molecule: messenger RNA, 13900 nt
Organism: Podarcis lilfordi (Lilford's wall lizard)
Lineage: Eukaryota; Metazoa; Chordata; Lepidosauria; Squamata; Lacertidae
Source: the annotation of a GenBank genome assembly
GCUCCCCACAAUUUCGCUCUAUUUUUUAAAACUAUAGUUUCAACGCCUACUUGAGCUCGCUGCACCCCUUGCUAUUGCCCGCCUCCACUGCAGGGGGCGCUGCAGGGAGAGAGAGGGGGGGGGGAGACGGGCUUUCUUCUUUCUCCCCCCUCCUAGGCAGGCGCGCGGCUCAGCAUACAGACUUGCCUCUCAGGGAGGAAGCUGGCGAUAGAGGCUUCCGGUCCGAUCGGCCGCUGGAUCUCUGACAGGAGGCUCAGUUUGGAAGCCGGCAGUGAUCGCGGAGGGGAAUCGCUUUCUUUCCCGUUAUGGCGGCUCGGCUGAGCCUUCCCGUCGCGGGGCCCGCGGGCGCCUGAGGGACGCGUAAGCCCCGCCGCCUCCGCCAUGGCCGGCGAGGAGCCGCAGAAGUUCCUGGCCCCCGACGAGCCCAGCGCCCUCCUCUUCUCCGCGCCGCCCCGCGCGCACGGCGCUGGCGGCGGCCUCGGCUUGUGCGAUGAGGGGUCCGCCUGCCUGGACGUCAGCGACUUCGGCUGCCACCUCUCCUCCUGCCACCGCACGGACCCUCUGCGCCGCCUCCACGCCCACAGGCGAGAACGGGGGGUGGAGUGGGGGGGGCGAAGGGUGUGGGGGGAGUGUGUCUCAGGUGGUCUUGUGGGCCCCCGAUGGAGCGGCGCCCCAUCCCCCGCCUACCUCGCAGGGUUGUUGUGGAGGCUGGGAAGAAAGGGAACGGGAGAGCCGUGGGAGUUCAAAGGGUCGUCGACAUGGGUGUGAGGUGCUGCGGAUCGUCCUCGCCCCGAAUAGUUUCUCCCUCCCCCCCCCCCACCAGCUUUAAAAGCCUCUUAACUGCGUGGGAAGCUGUGGGGGAAAGGUAGACGUUUCCUUGUGGGAAGCCCGAAUGCCUAUUGUAACACCUUACCUAUCUGGAAGAAUGAAUCGAGGGGGUUAUCUUUUCAUAUCUUCUUCUGCUUCAACAUCUAAAGGGCCUCCAUAAUAAUAAUAAAAAAAUUCUUUUGUAGUAUUUAAUAAUGCAACAUUUUUAGUAGAAGCCCCUAUUUUUGUUUUUAUUGAUUUCCCAUUGGGAAGAGUGCAGGUAAGAGAAUUCUCUCCACGAGGUAUUUGAAUCCUGCACCCCAAAAGUAUCAGAGCAACACUAAUGGCGAGAGGCAGUGUGUGUGUGUGGGGGGGGGGAAUUGGUACCAGUCGCAUACGCAUUGUGCAUUGAAAAGCACAUGGUGUUUGGGUACAAGGAGGCUAAGAAGACUGCUGGGGGUGAGGGGACUGUAUGGACUUUUAAAAAACGUUUUCUUAAUAAAACUAAGAAGAGAUGGGACUAAAUACUAACAUAUUGGCUUCAAUACACUGAUGUGGUUGAGGCUGAGUAGAAGCUAGGUAGGUUUGCCACUUCUUUUUUUAAUAACCUGCUUGGCAUGCAGAAAAUUAAUAGGCAGAGCCGUUCCCAUUGCUGAUAUAUCUGUACCAGGGAAGGUGUCACUUGUUCAGUUUUUUUAUUUGCAGUACUGCUGUUCAGGGUAGAGGAGCAGGGUCAGAAGAGAAGGUGGCAACCCUUUCAGUGGGUAGAGAUGGCAGCUUCUUUUCUAGCAGAGCUCCUGUGCCCUUAACAUAUUCCCACGGAAGCCUUUUACACUGUUAAUAUUUGCACACUAAGCAAGUUUCUGUGCCAUUAAUAUGUUUCCUGAAAAGCAGAAAUUCAAGAAGUUCAUUUCUUUUUUUGUAGCAGAGUGAAGCCUGCCCUGUCUUGUAUCUGCCUGUCAUGUAUAGGUGAAACUUGAAAAAUUAGAAUAUCAUGGAAAAGUUCAUUUAUUUCAGUAAUUCAACUUUAAAAGUGAAACUAAUAUAGGAGAUAGACUCAUGACAUGCAAAGCGAGAUAUGUCAAGCCUUUAUUUGUUAUAAUUGUGAUGAUCAUGGCAUACAGCUGAUGAAAACCCCAAAUUAACAAUCUCAGAAAAUUAGACUAUUAAAUGAAAUCAGCAAAACAAGGAUUGCAAAUAGAGCAAUAUUGGACUUCUGAGAAGCAAAAGCAUGCAUAUAUACUGAGUACUUGGUUUGGGCCCCUUUUGCAUCCAUUACUGCCUCAAUGCGGCGUGGCAAUAACAGAUUGCCCAUGGGAUUACUGAACCAGGUUUUGGUACUUUUGGCAGUGUGGGCAGGUGCCAAAGUCCUGCUGGAAAAUAAAGUUAGCAUCCCCAUAAAGCUCAUCUGCAGAAGAAAGCAUGAAGUGCUCCAAAAUCUCCUGCCAAAAGUACCAAAACCUGGUUCAAUGUGCAUGGGAUUACUGUGCUUGAUUGGCCAGCAAACUCGCCUGACCUGAACCCUAUAGAGAAUCUAUGGGGCAUUGCCAAGAGAAAGAUGAGAGACAUGAGACCGAGCAAUCCAGAAGAGCUGAAGGCUGUUAUUGAAGCAUCCUGGUCUUCCAUAACACCUCAGCAGUGCCACAGGCUGAUAGCAUCCAUGCCACGCUGCAUUGAGGCAUUUAAUUUUCUGAUAUUGUUAAUUUGGGGUUUUCAUCAGCUGUAUGCCAUGAUCAUCACAAUUAUAACAAAUAUUUUUUUUUUUUUUAAAUCAUAUUUAUUGAAGUUUCCAAAAAUAUAAAAGUACAAAGAAAAAAGAUAAAAGAAAGAAGAUAUUUAAAAACCUUACUUUCAUUCCCUACUUUCUGGAACUCCCCCCCCCCCGGUUGUAUUCCCCUUUCCUUAAUUUGGUUCUACAAGCUCUCACUCCCAAAUUUAAAGCUUAAUUUGUUUAACCCACUAUCCAAUUUGAAUUGUACAAAUCUUACCACCGUCCCACAUCAUUAACAGAAAAAGAAAAAGAUUUUCCCCAAGAUCCACCCCAGUUCCUUCCACAAAUUCCCUUUUUUUUAAACACGUCCGAUCAAAGUAAAAUAACAUGCGUAAGUUAUGUAAAGAAAUAGAAAAUAAAAGAUAUAGAAAAGUUCAAAAAAUGGUUACACAGCCUUUGGAUUUCAAAUCUCCCCCCCCCCUUCCCCGGUUUGAAUUCCCCAUGUCCAUCAGUCUAUACAUUAUCAGCUUGGAAAUCUCAUUUCAUAACCAAAUUUCUCCCCGAUUCCAUCUUGCCAGUUUUCUUUUAGUUUAUUAAUUUAAAUAAUAUUUGACUUCAAAUGUCCAAUCUAACAAAGGCCUUUAAUUUCCUUGAUCUUUACCACUCCUCCCGUUGUUCUUUCCGUGUCGUAAUCAGUCCUUUAUUCUUCUUAUUCCUCACUUUCUCAGGUUUCUUGUCCUGUUCAGCUGCUAAAACUUUCUAAUUCAGAAAUCUAGUGUCUCUGCAGAGGUUUGUUAUUCAGGAACAAAACUUACGUCCAGUCCCUUUCUUUCUUCAAUAAAAAAUUCCAUUGUCUUCCUCUGUAGACAAAAUACUCUUUCAGUUUUGCAGCUUUCCCAGAAGAUAACAAAUCCUGUGCGAAUCCCAGGGUAUUUUUCCACUUACGACCGUUCUUGUAGUAUCCUGAAACCCCUCUAGGGGUUUGUAAUAACUUUGUAUCCUCUAAUCCAAAAGUCAAAUUGUUGCUUAUUUUCCAACAGUUUAUAUCCAUAUUAUAGCAAAUUGUAGCAAAAUUUACCAGCAAAGUCCUCAUAAAGUCCUCUUUAUAUUCUCCAGCUUUGACAGCCACUUUGACAGCUGUCAAAGUCUCCGUCUCUCUUCACCAGGCUCCACGAAUCGCCCCGGUUCCCAGGGGGGGGGUUGCAUUUUUCUUCUCAUCCUCCACUCUUCUCCUCCAGCACAUUUCUUAUAAUUUCCCAUCGUGGAAUUAAUGAUUUUUAUCAGAAACAUACUUCCCUUUGGACCUUGGUUGCCCAGUCCUUGUUUUGGAAUGCUUACAAUAGGGGGGGGGAUUGACUUCCUUUUUAAAUCGCCCCCGCUCGUGCCAAAUCCAAAAUCCAAAAUUUUAAACCCGGUUUCCCAAUUACUCACGGGUUGUUGUUAAAAGUCCAAAUUUUCAAUAGAAGAAGUCAGCGCUCUCCGUCGAAUGGCAUGCGGCUGCGCUCGGCAGGGAAAGCAGUGGACUCAAAGCACCACGCCACUCCCGGCACCCGAUCCGAAGCCUUUAAAAAGGCUCCUUCACGAGUCGGGAGGGCGCUAAUGGUGCAAGCCGAGUCACCCAUGUCCACGGACUCCGUGCCCGUGGUUUUUAAGGGUCCCCGCGUCGCCGGCGCGGUAGGACCCAGCCCCUGCCGAGCAGACUCCCUCCGGAGCUCGGAGGGAGUCCGCCAUUCGGCGAUGGCGCUAACCCGGAAGCUCCACAAUUAUAACAAAUAAAGGCUUGACAUAUCUCGCUUUGCAUGUCAUGAGUCUAUCUCCUAUAUUAGUUUCACCUUUUAAGUUGAAUUACUGAAAUAAAUGAACUUUUCCAUGAUAUUCUAAUUUUUUGAGUUCCACCUGUAGGUACAGAACCCCUGAUAGAGAAAAUAAACAAUGGUAAACUUCAGAAGGGUUCAUGGUGGUCAUAGAAAUCAGUGGGACAUUAUUCCUGCUUUUUUGCCUGUUGGAUCCCUGAAGCAGUUUGAAAUACACAAAUUGCAAGAUAAAUACUUAUAACAAUAAAGCAUUAUACAAUACUCGGGAAUUUGCUUGGAGGGGGGGUUGUUCUUGAUUUUUUUUUUUUGUAUCUUUAUUUUAGGUCUGAUUAUGAUUUAUGUGGAAAUUUUUCAAUUUGGUCAUGUAAUUUUGAUGUUUUAUUGUUUAUGACUACUUUUCUUUGUAGUUGAGCAUUCCCCCCCCCCCCCCCCAUUUUGCAAGCCGCUAUGAGCAUGGUUUGAAUUAUGGAAAGGCUGCAUACAUAUAAAAUGGUGUAUGAAUGUAAACAAUUUCAAUUUACAGUUAUUAACACAUCUGGAUGCAGCAGCAUAUUGAAACCUAAAGUUUUGUCUGUGAAGUUCAUUUGAAAAAGAGGUGCAUUUACUUCUUUUCUGAAGCCUGGAAAGCUGCUAAGCUUGUGGACUUCUGAUGGGAUAAUGGAGUUUAUAGAUGGGGUACCAUUGCUUAAGAAAUAUUAACUAGAGGUCUAACUUAGGGCUUAUUUUGUCAUUCUUCGAGGCCAUUGUCUGGCUCACUGUGAGCUGAACAUGAACAAUCCCUAAUCUGCCAUGUACCCUUUGUUGCCCCAUAACUGGUGCAUAUUUUGAAUGGCUGCUUUGAAGCUUGAUGCAAGACAUGGGGGGACAGAUACCUGUCAAAAGCUGUUCAUCCUGGUGCUUACGUUAGUUGGCUUUUAAUUCCAAGUAAGCUAGCAACAUUGAAUGUUACUGAAAUACUAAGGUCAAAUGUGACUGCCAUUCUGUUUUGCAGGUGGAACUUGACUUCAUGUGGCACGAGUGUAGCCAGCUCUGAAUGCAGCGAAGAACUGUUUUCGUCUGUCUCUGUCGGUGACCAGGAUGACUGCUUCUCACUUUUGGAUGAUCAGGACCUGACAUCUUUUGAUUUGUUCCCGGAGGGUAGUGUCUGCAGCGAUGUCUCUUCUUCCAUUAGUACAUAUUGGGACUGGUCAGACAGUGAAUUUGAAUGGCAGGUAAAAAUGCUUUUAUAGGCUGUCCCAUGCAUUAAUAAACUGCCGUGGUCUGUAUAACAACAUUGAAAGCACUGUGUUUCCAGCUAGACAGUAGCCAUAAGUCAAUGCUACUUUUCCUAACACAGUUGGCUCCCAUGUAGGUGUGUUUAGGAUUGAAGCCUUAAUUUUCCGUAUCUAAUUCUAGUGUUUUAGUUUGUUGCUGAAUGUUGGACUGCAUUGCUUCAUUUCUGAAAUUGAUCGGAUAUAUGUAUUUUUUUGUCUAUAAGUUGCCUGGCAGUGACAUUGCAAGUGGAAGUGAUGUGCUUUCUGACAUCAUACCCAGUAUAUCAAGCUCUCCCUGCAUGCUCCCAAAAAAGAAAAACAAGCACAGGAAUCUUGAUGAGCUUCCAUGGAGUGCAAUGACUAACGAUGAACAGGUAAAACCUUUUUGCAUUUGGAGACUACAUGCUUGUAAACAAAUUUUUAAGGGCUAAAUUAUUCAUAGCAGAUAAAACUCUGGUUUGCAACAGUAAGUGCUAAUUCUCUUAAUUAUAUAGAGGAGGUUAAUUUCUCAAGUUUUAUUUUUCUCUGAUGUUAUUCAAGGUAUCUUGAAUUGUGAAAGAGCUGACAUUUAUACCCUGCCUCCAUCUAAUAAAAAUGUUUUAAAAGCCCCCCAAAGGCCAUCCAUAAUAGACUAAAUAGAGGAUAAAGCAUAACUAGCAGAUAGCAACUGGUAGGAAAGGAUUGGGAAGGAUAGACAGUAAGGCUUGGCUUGUUGUCUAAUGAGAGCAGAGAUGAUACUACCCAGAUUUCUCUGAGGAGGGCAAUCCAAAGGCAGGAGGCUUCAGCCAAGAAAUCCCUGUCCUCCUCUCACAACACGUCUCUCUUUGAAUGUGGAAUUCUCAGUGAGCAUCACUGGUAACUAACUACCUGUUCCAAUGUUUUCUUAGGUGGAAUAUAUUGAAUAUCUGAGUCGUAAAGUCAGCAUGGAGAUGGGGCUUCGAGAGCAGCUUGACAUCAUUAAAAUUAUUGAUCCCACAGCUCAGAUUUCUCCUACAGACAAUGAGUUUAUUAUCGAACUAAAUUGCCUCACUGAUGAAAAGCUGAAACAGGUAUGUGAAACCGAACUUGAGAUUCUUUUUAAACCAACUGCUUGUCUUCCUCUGGUAUGCAUGAUCUUGCUGCAUACUUCUAUAAACAGUAACAAUUAGUUGUUAAUUUAAGGGCAACUGAAAGACUUAAUGCAUUUUAUUUUGGAAUGAGCUGUCAUAAGGUAGAGACCUCUUUGUUGGGCCCCUCAAGAGUAAGAAUACAUACUUCUACAGUUGUGUCAGGGUUGUUCCAUCCCUUUCGUUCUCCAUCAGAUUUUUUUUGUUACUCAUAUGUGUUUACUUGAAAACAUUUCCACCACACCUUACUUAAUAAAGAGAUACUUACUGAAGGUAGUGGCCUGCGGAUAUCAUCGUCUAUCAGCAUACUCUCUGGAGAUGGGGAUCCUUGAAUAUCCUGGUCCCAGGCUACUUAGGGCUUUAAAGUAUAUUGAAAAGGAGGGAAAGUCAUUGGUGUUGAGCAUCUACUCUUGGGUUUUUCUUUCUUUCUGCAGCAGAGUUCCUUUUACAGAAAAGUUUUCCUGCAUCUUUUACUUCUUUACAGCAGCAGCAUUGCAGCUCUUAGUGAAAUUCCCGUUACAGGAAUAAACACCAUUUGGUUCUGUUUCUCAGAGCCUUUAUUGUUUACAAAACUUUACACUGGUCAUUUAAUAAAGAAAACAAACAAAGCAACAAAAUAUUUUUCUCUUUUAGCUAUCCGGCCAGAGACCUAAUGCUCACUCCUUCACAUGCUCAUUUACACUGACCCAGACUUAGUUGAACACCUUUUGCUGGGGAAAUUUUCUGUUGCCUAGCAACCUGUUCAAGACUAUUUUCAAAAGUUUCUUCUAGAAUAUUUCAGCAACUGGACCUGGUAAAGCACCUGUGUGUCUAGUAGGGUUCCCCCUGCAGUUGCUUUUAAAACCAACUGAAGUUUCUGAACAAUCUUCAUACAGCAUCGUGUGGACCAUACAGAACUAAUUCAGGCCCCAUCUGCAGUAGAUAUUCAAAGCAGUACCAUACCACUUUAAACAGUCAUGACUUUUCCCCAAAGAAUCCUGGGAACUCUGGGGUGUUGUUUUUUAAUGGUGCCGAGAAUUAUUUGGGGAUUCCUGUUCCCCUCAUAGAGCUGCAAUUCCCAGACUUUCUUGGGGAGAGAGAUUGGUUGCUUAACCACCUAGGAAUUUUAGUUCUGUGAGGGGAACAGUAGUUUUCCUAAUAAUUCUCAGCAUCGUUAACUAACCACAGUGCUCAGGAUUUUUUGGCCAUAAGCCAUGAUUAAAUUGGUAUAAUAGUGCUUUGGAUCGAAACAAAAUAAAAUAAAAAAUCCUUUCAGUAGCACCAUAGAAACCAACUAAGUUUGUUAUUGUUAUGAGCUUUCGUGUGCAUGCACACUUCAGCCCAUACCAAUAAUAAACUUAGUUGGUCUCUAAGGUGCUACUGGAAGGAAUUUUUUUAUUUUGUUUCGACUACGGCAGACCAACACAGCUACCUACCUGUAACUAGUGCUUUGGAUGUUAUUGUGUGGAUGUGGCCUCAGUCUUUUGAAGGCCAGGUGUAUCCAAGCGCUUGCCACUUCGACUCUUCGCCUUGACUUCUUUCUUUGUGUGUUUAGGUCAGAAAUUAUAUCAAGGAGCAUGGCCCCCGGCAGCGGUCUGCAAGGGAGAACUGGAAGCGAAGCAGCUACAGUUGUGGCAGUGCCAGUGGAGUGAGCGGUGCCAGCGCCAGCAGCAGCAGCGCCAGCAUGGUCAGCUCAGCGAGCAGUAGCGGUUCCAGCAUUGGCAACUCUGGUUCAAACUCCAGCGCUAACAUGAGCCGGGCUCACAGCGACAGCAACUUAUCUGCAAGUGCUGCAGAGCGAAUCAGGGAUUCAAAAGUAAAGCUUCAGAUUCAGAUGGACAUUAAAAAAACCUUAUUAGUAUACUUUGAAUCAUUACAGUUAAAAUGUAAAUGCAUUUACAUGUUGCAAAAGCUCGAUGAAUGUUAUUUUUUGAGGAUUCUGGAGAAAAGGGUAGCCCACCUUUCCUGUAGGUAACUUGCAGCUUAAUGAGCUCUAACGCUCUUUUUAUUUUGCCAUCAGAUUUGAAAGUAUGGAAUAAGAGCUAAAACAGCUUAAACAAACAAGUUCAGUAUUUGUUAGCAUUGUGGACAAUUGAACUUUGAAAGAUUAGCACUUUCAGUAUAGCACCAUCAACUUCAAUUACUCAUAUUAUUUCUUCAGGAAAGCCAUAGGAUACUCCUGACCCCAAAGGGAAACUAGCUGUUAACUUUGGAUUGUAGUCAAAGAAAAUGUCAUUAAGAUUUCUCUUUUUUGUUUUCUUUUUUAAUUUUUAUAUCUAUAUAAUCAAAGGUGAAGGAAAGCAGCCAUUCCCAAGUCGAAUCACGUUUUGAACCAAAGAAAGCAAUGAAUAUGGUCUUAUGUUGUUGUUAAAUUUAUAGCUCCAAAAAAGAAAUUGUUGGUUUUUUUGAUUUAUAUACCACCCUUCCUCCUCAAGAUGCCCAGGGCAGGAAACAGAUAUGCAACUUAAAAAAAGAAAACAAAGCAAAAACAUUCUAAAACAGUUUAAAACAUUAGGAAAUCAGUUACAGUUACAUUAUUCCAUCCCAUCAUUACAGGAUUGCCAGAAACAAAUAUUCUUCAGCCACCAAAUGUCUGGGCAAACAGGAAUGUUUUCAAAUUCCUCCUGAAAAUUAAUAACGGUAGAGACAAAUGUGCCUCACUAGGGAGGCAUUCCAAAGCCAGGGAGCCACCACUGAAAAGGUCCUGUCACCCACCUUGCUAUAAAUCUGCUUUCAUGCAGAUUUCUGUAAAGAGUCCUUUCUCAUUGAACUUUGUGUAGGGAGGACAGAGUUGGCAUAUCUCUGUGGGUGGAGCCUUCCAGCAUCAUCAGAUUAUUGCCAUAUGUAACUGGAUAUUACGAGGCAUGUAGAAGAGGGUUCCUUUCUUCCUCUUCCAUCCCAGUAUCCCAGUAAAAGAUGUUUACCUGAAAAUAUUGGAUUAGUUUUUGGCUGUAAACACAACAUCUGUUUAAAGCACGUCUCCCCACCCUAGUUGGAACUGUGGUUUAGAGCUGUGAUGCUCAGUAUCCUUAACAAACUACAGUUCCCAGAAUUCUUGGGGGAGGGGUGCUUUAAAUGUAUUGUGUGUACGAAGUCCUAGUUAAAUAUGUGUCUUGUUUUACAGUGGUGUGUACAGUUUUGUGUAGAGACUGGGAUUGACUUUGGCCAUUUCCUUUAUUUUGACAGAAACGUUCUAAACAGCGCAAGCUUCAGCAAAAGGCUCUACGCAAGAGACAACUGAAAGAGCAACGGCAGGCUCGAAAGGAGAGACUGAGUGGUUUGUUCCUUAAUGAAGAGGUUCUUUCUUUAAAAGUCACUGAGGACGACCAUGAAAGAGAUGUGGAUGUCUUGAUGUGACAGGGGUGAUUUUUUUAUUUUAUUUUAAAUCAGUGUUCUUUCUAAGCCUUAAGCCUAUUAUAUUGUUUACAUAUAUUUUUACCAAAAUUUGGAUUGGAGCUGGGGCUAGUUAGCCUGUGUCCCUCAUCUAUAGUUUAAAAGCAAAAAAAGGCAUGUGAUAAGAGAUUAAGAGGAUACUUAAAAAGAAAAAGAAACUAAGGCUAAUUUAUUUUGCUUUCAAAUAUCUGUGAGUACUUUACUGAAAAGUUUGCAUUUCAUUUGUAAUUCCGCCUUAACCAGAUAGAUAUAAUAGUUGUUCUUUGGGUAAGAACAUUUCCCCCUCUACCUGCUUUUUGGCCUGAAUGGCUUAAUGUUAUUUUCUUUAAAAAACAAAACAAAAAACUGCAACUCCAUUAAUAGUUACUGGGUGACAUGUUCUCCCAGUGGACGUGGCAGGAUUGCCCUUCUUUCUCCUCCCCCCGUGCCCUCCCCAUCUGCUCUGAAGUAUCCCUCAGUUUUUGCAGAGCAGAUUUUGGGAAUGUUGGGGAGGGCUACAAGGGCAAGUCCUGUUUGCACAAGCAAGACACUACAGUUUGACGUCGCACAUUUUUGUUCCUACUGCAAUCAUAUCAAGGCUUUAAGGCUACACAAAAUCAUUUUUAGAUUUAUUGAAAUAAUUAUUAUUUACUUUUUAUUUUGCCCUAUGCCCAUAGAACUCAGGGCAGUUCACAACAUAAAAUUACAAUAAAAAAAAAUACAUAAUAAAAACAGAAACAAAGAAACCCCAAUAAUCCUCCCAUGGCUUCAUUUAUUGCAGGGACUGGGGAACCUUUUAAGCCAAAUGCACCCCAUGACUAACGUAUACGUGGCCCACAAGGGACUAUUGAACCUGCGUUUCUGCUUGCCAGGGAAUUCAAAACCAGGCAGGCAGAAAGUGCUUGCAAGUGCCUGUCAGGCCAUGAAAUAUGGCUACAUAUAGCUGGGUGGGUCAUUCAUGGUGCGAAGGCCUGAUGUGGUGUUACAAAGCAAUAGGACAAUCUGGUGAAGGAAACUUCUAGAAACAAAUUCACAUUUCCUCCCUCUAGAUGCAUAUGUGUAUAUGUUCCAAAUCACUGUAGUGUCAUGUGCCUUAAAAUUUAUUUGAGACCUUUUCUUUAAAGUGAAGGUUUUGAGGAGAACAUUGCAAAAUUGAAAUUAAGCAGAUAACAUUUUCCUGGUGUUUCAAAAAGAUAAUAAUGUUUAUUUCUCAAAGCCCUGUUCAGCUUUUUUGGGGAAAAAGGCAGCGGUUGAGAGAUUUCCAUCCUGACCUUAUGUUUUUGCAUAAAACCACAUAUUUCUUUAUUCAGUUUCAUGGUUAAAGUGAUCUCAUUUGGUUAAUAUUUAUGAGUGGCUUCAUGACAUUAUUUGCUAUAACAGAGUUAAGUAAGUGCAUUUAAAAGACCCAUUGCACAUCUUCAUUACUACUGCCUCUACAUUUGUUUAGCUUUCAUAGCGUGAAUCUGUGGGAGAUGCACUAAAUUCAGCGUUAUGUGCAUCCUCCGAUACCAGCUAGGAAGCACCUUCUUCCAUUUCCGACUAACCUCUGUUUAUUUCACUUGAAGUGUUUUCGAACUGGUUAGUGUAAGCUACUGUUUGUCUAAAGACGCCAAAUCAAAGGUUGGUUUCUGAUCUUGGCUCUUUUGCAUAAACCAUGGUUAAAAGCAACUGUAGUUCCCAACUCAGGUGAACGUGGCAAACUCUGGUUAGCUUAAAACUGAAGUGGAUGUUACUGAUCUCUGUACGGCCACACAGGAUAAAGAGAUAGAAAUGGGGAGCAGGUUCAUGCAUGUAAUGUUAAGCUGUAGUUUAAUGUUUCUGAAUCACAUCUAACUUUUAGGAACUGAUGAUACUGUGGAUGAAUUUCAAGUAGUUACAAGUGUUGGACAUUCACUAGAUAAAGGGAUUUCUGCUUUAAAAGCGGUUCUUAAUGAUGUGAUACUCCUGGCUCUAAUUCUAAAAAGUUUCUACUAAAGUCUUGUUUCAUUAGGCAAUCACACAUAACACACACACAUACCCCUCCCCCAAAGCAGGAAACAUUUGUUUUGAAGUAGCUCAUAGCUCACAGGUAAAAUAUUUUGGAGUAAAUAGGAUAAGACCACAGCCAAAACUCAUCAUUAUGACAAUUUUUUUGAGUGUUUGAUCUAUUUUGCCUCCCUCCUAGAUCUUGAUUUUUGUAGCUGAAUGGUUGCAUAACACUUUAUAGUUUCCCUUUAAACCCCCACCCCCAUUAAUCUCCAUUCUAUUGAGCACAUAAUUUACUGUGUUUAAGGUGCUUCUCUGUCUAAACUGAACACACUGGUCACUCAGUGAACAUUCAUUUUGAAUUAAACUAGCAUUGUAAGUGAAAAUGGAACUAUAGCUGAGGCCCCACCCCAUUCACACACACUUGUUAUAGAAUGGAAGCAAGUUGGGGGGUCUGCUUGGUAGACUUUUGUCUGGGUCCUAUUUAUCUUGAAUUCUUUACAAGAUGCAUAAAUAAUUUAACUAGUGCAAGUGAGCAAAUACACAAUUCACCUUCUUUGGAAUUGCUGAUCUCACAAAGCUUAGAAGGAGCACUGAAAACUUGAUUGGAAAAAAGUUGUUCUCUUAGCCUAAUAAGAUCUGUUUUACAUCUUGUUCUUGCAUCUGCAUUGGUUUCAUUUUCCGAUAGAAAUGUUUUGACUGAAAUAAAGCAGUGACAUUUGUGUAAGGCAGGAAAUAGGAUGCUAUACCCUGGUUCUGUUCAAAAUGCUCGCUGAAGUUGGCGAUCUCAACAUUUAAGAUGAUCUUGUGGUUCGCAAUAAGUUUUUGUUUUGUUUUUUCUGUAUGUUGGUCAAAGAAAACCAUAGAGAAUUUCUCACACAAAUAUUACAUCAGAUUGUAUAUAUGACUUAAAAACCCCUUAAGGCUGGUGUAGAGCACUUGUAGAAAAUCUUAUAGGACAUUAGCCAAAUUUCUUACUAAUGCUGAAAUAAAAGGACCUGUUAGUGCUCAUAUUUUCCCCACCCCCUUGGCACACCUGCCUUCUAAAUAUUAGCAUGCUGUUGACUUUCUUCCUUUUUGCAAACAGGUUUUCCCAGUAGAUCAGAUUCUCAUCACUUAUCUGGAAACGUUAACUUGUGGGUGACUAGCCUGUGGCCCUCCAUAUGCUGUUGGGCUGCAACUCCGCUGAUCCCUCAGGCUGAUGGGAGGUGAAGUCCAACCACAUCUGGUGGAUGCACAGUUUAGCCACUUCAACAUGUUCUAUCUUGGAUCAGUAGUAUUAUACUCCCUGUGUCUUGCAGAUUAUUUUGGAUUAUUAUUUGUCAUGUUGGCCAAAAUCAGUGCAGCAGGGGGGCAAUUAACAUUAUAACCUGAGCUGUUAUCAGAUCAUGUGCAUCAUACGGGAUCAGAAUGCAUUGGGUGUGUGUGUGAUGGUUUGUGACCGGGGUGGGGUGGGGGGAGAUUAGAGAGAUGCAGGGAGCAUCAAAUAUGUUCAGAAACAUGGUUGAGAGUUGCUUUGUAAGGGCCAAUGGCAUUGGCAUUCUGAGCAUUUGUGCUUCAUAACCAAAGCAAAGAAGAUGUUUACCUUUGGCAAUAUACUUCAGAUGGUCUUAAAUACAAAUAGAUAUAUUAAAUCUGGACUAUUUUCCAGGUUCUCUGCAAAAGUGUAUUGUAUGCUGAAAUGCACAUGUACAUACAACUGUUUGCUGUACAUUCUGUAUCUGCUCACUAUGAUGUUUGUGGAAAACUCUGUUCUUUCUUUAUUUUUUGAUGUUGUGAAGGUUUUUCCCAAUAGGGUACUGUUUUACUUUUCUCCCCCUUAAGCCCUUAAUUGUACUUUAAAUUAGUGGAUAUGAUAGUUUGGAAUAAUAUUAAAAAGAAACAUAAUAAUGC